AUGGCGGCCCGCAAGCGCAAGGCGGUCGGUGCCGGCAAUACGAAGCCGGCGACGACAAGGAGCCGGACCUCUAAAUCUGCUAAUGCAGCCAAAACGAAGGCCCCGAACGAGUCCAGCUCGGCGAUGUCAGCUACGAAUACCAGACCGAAGCGGAAUCCAAGACGGUCCGCCAAAGAUCCAUGGGAGGAGGAACGAUUGAUGACGAGCUCCAAAUCGCCGCUCGUGGAUCUGGAUCUUGUGAAACUGCUUUCCCGCCCCGAAGCUUGGGAAUAUCUCGAGGAAUCGGAGAAGAAGGAAAUCCUGAGCUUACUGCCCGAAGAUGUGCACCCAAACCCUCAUCCGUCCGAGGAUGACCCCGACGCCAAGAUACCCCCUCUACCGGAGUCCUUCUUACGGUACUCGAAUAACUGGCGCGACGGGGUCCGCCAGUUCCAGCUCGACCUCGAAAGCGGUCGCUACGAUCCGGAAUGGUUGCGUCAGGCUGAGCAAGCGUCGGCGCAGCGAGCGGCGGGAAAAUUCGACAAAUUCAAGGAACGGGAGUACGAGGAGUUCUGGGGACAGAAACAGACCUUCGACCGGAACCUGGCAGCGGGGCAAAGCGCCCAAGUCAAACUGCAAACGCUGAUGCAGCAAGGGAUUAUUCGCGAAGGUGAUGUUUGGAGAUAUUCACGAUGCGUUGGCCAAGGCGCGAAUAAGAUAUUGUUGGAAAAAGAAGUCAAGAUCGUGUCGAUUGAUGGCCCACGGUUGACAUUUAUUAUCCCCUCUGGUCAACGUGUCUUCCUCUCCCACAGCAAUGGCGAAGUCAAACAAUCGGAAACGAGCACUCAGCCUGAAUCUACUACACAGAAACCCGAUGAGGCUGGAACAGAAGAGGCCCAGAAACCGAACGAAGAAGUACCUUCGAAUGAAAACGGAGCGAUAGAUAUGGAUUUGUCCCAGAAACGUAAAUCGGACACUGGCGCGUCCGAUGCAGAACCCCCAGCUCAGAAACGGCGUCGGACACGGCCGUGGAACGCCGAAAAGGCUGAAACUCCUGCGUUCUGUGACCAAGAAGCAGCUCCAAACACUGCAUGCCAGAAUCCAGGUACCACCCCGGAGACUCAUGACUGCCAGCCCGCGGUAGAAAACACGACUGCUGCGCCAGUCGACGAAAAGCACACAAGCUCUACGGAGACGAAGAAUGGUGACCAAGCAGUGGCUGAUACGCCACACCCAGCCAAUGCAUCUGAGCCGGGCGAGAAGGGCACAGAGGAAGGACCCGCACCUUCAAACACCUCGGAGAAAAGUGAAGAUGUAAUAGUAUCGGGUAUCACUUCGCUCAACCCACUUGUCAAUAAGAUCAUGGAGCUCGAUGGCCGCAUGACAAAAAUGCCUCAUGGAAACGCUUGGAAGGAAUUUCGCUCUUAUCGGGAUAACCAAGAUAUGGGUAGUCUAUGGGAGGUCAGACAGGCUUGGUUUAUGAGAACCCACUAG
Aspergillus melleus is the source of this 1473-nucleotide messenger RNA. RefSeq lists its product as uncharacterized. NCBI's taxonomy places the organism in Eukaryota, Fungi, Ascomycota, Eurotiomycetes, Eurotiales, Aspergillaceae. The record is from RefSeq and is a predicted model, not a curated record. The transcript is spliced from 4 exons. Bases 1 to 1473 code for a protein of 490 amino acids.